GCGUGGUGAGCGCCUACCGCCACUUUGCGACAUCACUGUUCGUCAUAUGUGUUUGUAGUACGUUGAGUGUAUGUAUUCAUCCCGUUGUUCAGCACCACAUCUACGAAGCCUUGAACAUGGCGGACGCUGCGGCUCGGCAGCUUCAGUACGAGUAUAAAGCGAAUUCCAAUCUUGUUCUCCAAGCUGAUGUACGUUUGAUAGAACGACGGAGCAGAGAUGAAGCAACCGGAGAAGUUAUGUCCCUUGUGGGCAAAUUGGAGGGAACCAGGAUGGGUGAUAGACAUCAACGCACAAAACCGGGAAAAGCAGAGGAGCGGAAAGUCAAACGUCAAAAACGUGAUGAAGCCCAGUAUGAUUUCACUCGCAUGAAGGGUGCCACACUCUUAUCUGAGGGUGUGGACGAAAUGGUAGGAAUUGUAUAUCGCCCAAAAACCCAGGAGACUCGGCAGACGUACGAAGUAUUAUUGAGUUUUAUCCAGGAAGCAUUAGGCGAUCAACCAAGAGAUAUUCUUUGCGGUGCUGCUGACGAGGUGUUAGCGGUGUUGAAAAAUGAUAGGCUCAAAGAAAAAGACAAAAAAAAGGAGACUGAAAUGCUACUGGGUAGUUUGGCCGAAGAAAGAUUUGCACUAUUAGUUAAUCUUGGUAAGAAAAUCACUGACUUUGGAAAUGAUGAAAAAACUACAACCAAUGAAGAAAAUAUUGACGAAACAUAUGGGAUCAAUGUCCAGUUUGAAGAGAGUAGCGAGGAAGAUGACGAGGAUGUAUAUGGAGAAGUGCGAGAACAAGACGACGAAGGGGAUGAAGGCGAAGAAGCGAAUAUAGAUCGAGCUAUUCAUGCAGAAAAUCUUGGUGGUGCUGAAGAAAUGAAAAAAGAGAAACCUCUUCAUCCACUCGAUAUCGAUGCAUACUGGCUCCAGCGACGGCUAAGCAGAAUAUAUGAUGAUGCAAUGGUUUCCCAAGCAAGAGCUGCCGAAGUGUUGGCUGUACUGAGAGACGCAGGUGACGACCGUGAUUGUGAGAAUCAGCUCGUCCUACUACUGGGAUACGAUUGUUUUGAUUUCAUCAAACAGCUGAAAAAAUACAGGCAUAUGAUCGCUUAUUGCACAAUGUUGGCGUCUUCACAAUCCGAAUCUGAGCGGCAAAAAAUCAGAAACAAAAUGAACGACGAUGCAGCACUAGCAAAAAUCCUGCGUCAGUUGGACACUGGAAAGGGUGAUGAUGACACCGAUGAAACGAUGGAAGCACGUGCACAGCGUAAGCGACGAGAGGAAAAUGAGGAUGGUGCAGGGGGUCCUGGCGGUCAAGUACAGGGUUCGAGAAACUUGAUCGACUUGGAGGAUUUGGUAUUUGCCCAAGGAAGUCACUUCAUGGCCAAUAAACGGUGUCAGUUGCCGGACGGCAGUUUCAGAAAACAAAGAAAGGGGUAUGAAGAGGUGCACGUCCCGGCAUUAAAACCCAAACCUUUUGGAGAAAACGAGAAAUUACACCCAGUGGAUCAGUUGCCGAAAUACGUCCAGCCGGCAUUUGAGGGUUUCAAAACAUUGAAUCGAAUUCAGAGCCGCCUGCAUCACACAGCAUUAGAAAGUGAUGAAAAUCUUCUGCUCUGCGCGCCAACUGGAGCAGGUAAAACAAACGUUGCUCUCCUCUGCAUGAUGCGAGAGAUCGGUAAACACAUCAAUGCCGACGGUACCAUAAACGCGGACGAAUUCAAAAUAAUCUACGUGGCCCCUAUGCGCUCUCUCGUCCAGGAGAUGGUUGGAAACUUUGGGAAACGGUUGGCAACUUACAAUCUCACAGUUUCUGAACUUACCGGCGAUCAUCAGCUUACUAGAGAGCAAAUUGCUGCAACCCAGGUGAUUGUUUGCACCCCGGAGAAGUGGGACAUCAUAACCAGAAAGGGCGGUGAAAAAACUUUUACGUCUCUGGUGCGGCUGGUAAUCAUUGACGAAAUUCAUUUGCUCCACGACGAACGAGGUCCCGUAUUAGAGGCACUCGUUGCCAGGACAAUCAGAAACAUCGAGACUACCCAGGAGGACGUUCGUCUAGUCGGAUUGUCGGCGACGCUACCAAACUACCAGGACGUUGCGGCAUUCUUACGGAUUAAACCAGAGACUGGGCUAUUCGACUUCGAUAACAGUUUUAGGCCUGUCGCACUUGAGCAACAGUACAUCGGCGUAACGGAAAAGAAAGCGCUAAAAAGAUUUCAGGUGAUGAACGAAAUCGUUUACGAAAAGACUAUGGAACAUGCUGGUAGAAAUCAAGUCCUGGUGUUUGUCCACUCUAGAAAAGAGACCGGGAAAACUGCCAGAGCCAUUCGCGACAUGUGUUUGGAAAAAGACACUCUUGGACAAUUCUUACGCGAGGGAUCUGCUUCCAUGGAAGUUCUGCGAACAGAGGCUGAGCAGGUCAAGAAUCAGGAAUUAAAAGACCUUCUCCCCUAUGGCUUCGCAAUUCACCAUGCCGGGAUGACAAGAGUUGAUCGUACCUUGGUCGAAGAUCUGUUCGCAGAUCGACACAUCCAAGUCCUGGUAUCGACUGCUACGCUGGCCUGGGGAGUGAAUUUGCCGGCCCACACUGUUAUUAUCAAAGGCACGCAGGUUUAUAAUCCUGAGAAAGGUCGCUGGGUAGAAUUAGGUGCCCUCGACGUUCUGCAGAUGUUGGGGCGAGCUGGACGCCCUCAAUACGAUACAAAGGGUGAAGGAAUCCUGAUAACCAAUCACAGUGAACUACAGUAUUAUUUGUCACUUCUCAACCAGCAGUUGCCAAUCGAAUCUCAACUGAUUAGCAAGAUGUCUGACAUGCUGAAUGCCGAAAUUGUCUUAGGAACCAUUCAGAAUAUUCGAGACGCUGUCACAUGGCUCGGCUACACGUACCUCUACAUCAGGAUGCUACGUUGCCCAACGCUCUACGCGAUUCCCCAUGAUAAAUUGAAGGAAGAUCCACUGCUCGAGCUGCAUAGAGCCGAUCUGAUACAUUCGGCAGCUUUAGGGCUAGACCGGAGCGGGCUUAUAAAGUACGAUCGCAAGUCUGGACAUUUUCAGGCUACAGAAUUGGGUAGAAUCGCAUCUCACUACUACUGUACACAUGAAACAAUGUCGACCUACAAUCAAUUGCUCAAGAGGACCCUCAGCGAGAUUGAGCUCUUCCGAGUCUUCUCGUUAUCUGGCGAAUUCAAAAAUAUAAAUGUCAGAGAGGAGGAAAAAUUGGAGCUGCAGAAGCUGAUGGAGAGAGUGCCGAUUCCGAUCAAGGAGAGUAUAGAAGAACCAAGUGCCAAGGUCAACGUACUUCUACAGGCUUAUAUUUCACAGCUGAAACUAGAGGGAUUUGCACUGAUGUCAGAUAUGGUUUACGUAACUCAAUCAGCGUCGAGGCUUAUGAGAGCUAUUUUUGAGAUCGUUUUGUUCCGUGGAUGGGCGCAGCUCGCGGACAAGUGCCUAUCUUUGUGUAAAAUGAUUGACCGUAGAAUGUGGCAGUCGAUGUCGCCGCUCAGACAGUUCAGAAAAAUGCCUGAGGAGAUCGUCAAGAAAAUCGAAAAGAAGAAUUUUCCGUGGGAGCGACUUUACGAUCUCGGGCCUAAUGAAAUUGGAGAAUUAAUUCGCGUCCCUAAGCUCGGGAAAACCAUCCAUAAAUACAUUCAUCAAUUUCCCAAGUUGGAAUUGUCAACGCACAUUCAACCGAUUACGAGAUCAACGCUACGCGUUGAACUUACGAUAACGCCCGACUUCCAGUGGGAUGAAAAAGUCCAUGGAGCCUCCGAGGCUUUUUGGAUUUUGGUCGAGGACGUUGAUUCUGAAGUAAUACUACAUCACGAGUAUUUCCUGCUUAAGGCCAAAUACGCCAAUGACGAACACCUGAUCAAAUUCUUCGUUCCUGUCUUCGAGCCUCUACCGCCGCAGUAUUUCCUCCGCGUUGUGUCGGACAGAUGGAUUGGGGCGGAGACCCAACUCCCGGUGAGCUUCCGGCAUUUGAUCUUGCCUGAAAAAAAUCUCCCGCCCACGGAACUCCUGGAUUUACAGCCGCUACCGAUCACGGCUCUGCGGAAUGCCAAAUUCGAAGCUGUUUAUACGGACAAAUUUCCGCAGUUCAAUCCCAUUCAGACACAGGUGUUCAAUGCGGUAUAUAAUUCCGACGAUAACGUCUUCAUCGGUGCACCAACAGGCUCUGGAAAAACGACUAUCGCCGAGUUUGCGGUACUACGACUGCUCACUCAGAAUCCUGAUGGAAGAUGUGUCUACAUGGUGAGUAAGGAAGCGCUAGCCGAGCUAGUCUACACGGACUGGGUGGCCAAAUUCAACCAGCAACUAGGAAGAAAAGUGGUACUCCUAACUGGAGAAACUGGAACGGAUCUCAAGCUCCUGGCCAAGGGACAGGUGAUAAUAACGACAGCUGACAAAUGGGACGUACUCUCGCGUAGGUGGAAGCAGAGGAAAAAUGUGCAGAAUAUCCAGCUCUUCAUCGUUGACGAGCUUCAGCUGAUCGGGGGCGAGGAGGGACCGGUGCUCGAGGUGGCUUGUUCAAGGGCGCGGUACAUCUCGUCGCAGCUCGAGAAACCAACCAGGAUCGUCGCCCUCUCCGCUUCGGUCGCUGACGCAAAAGACGCCUCGCAAUGGCUCGGUGCCCCUGCCGCUGCGACGUUCAAUUUCCAUCCUUCGGUCAGACCUAUACCCCUCGAACUACACGUACAAGGUCUGAACAUAACGCACAACGCUUCGCGCUUGGCGGCAAUGGCGAAACCGGUCUACAAUGCGAUCUUGAGACACGCACCCCACAAGCCCGCUAUAGUAUUUGUACCUACCAGAAGACAGGCCAGGAUGACCGCGAUCGAUCUUCUCACCUUCACCGCAGCCGAGGGACAGCCAUCGAGGUUUUUCCAUGCGGAAGAAGCGGACAUAAAGCCAUUCUUAGACCGGAUGAGCGACAAGACUUUGAAGGAAACUUUAUCUCAGGGUGUCGCUUAUCUACACGAAGGCCUCUCAGUCGACGAUCGUCAUUUGGUUGAACAGCUGUUCGACAGCGGGGCCAUCCAGGUUGCCGUCGCAACGCGUGAUCUCUGUUGGGGACUCUCGAUAAAUUCUCACCUCGUAAUAAUCAUGGACACGCAAAGCUACAACGGCAAGACCCAUGCGUACGAAGACUACCCUAUCACCGACGUUCUGCAAAUGGUGGCUCGUGCCAACAGACCUCUAGAAGACGACGACGCAAAGUGCGUGCUCCUGUGCCAAAGCUCGAAGAAGGACUUUUUCAAAAAGUUCCUCAAUGAACCUUUACCCAUAGAGAGCCAUCUAGAUCACAGGCUCCACGAUCAUUUCAAUGCCGAAAUUGUGACGAAAACAAUAGAGAACAAACAGGACGCCGUCGAUUAUCUGACGUGGACAUUCCUCUAUAGAAGAUUGACGCAAAAUCCCAACUACUACGGUCUGCAGGGCGUAACGCAUAGACAUCUGUCGGAUCAUCUGUCAGAACUCGUCGAGGGGACGCUCAGCGAUUUGGAACAGGCGAAAUGUGUCGCUGUCGAAGAUGAGAUGGACACUCUGCCUCUGAAUCUGGGAAUGAUAGCGGCUUACUACUACAUCAACUACGCGACCAUAGAACUGUUCAGUCUCUCGUUGAAUAACAAGACGAAGAUACGGGGGCUUCUGGAAAUCAUAUCCGCUGCGGCCGAGUACGAAACCGUACCCGUCAGGCAGAGAGAAGAGAACCUGUUGAGAAGUUUGGCGGCACGCCUGCCUCAUGCUCCACAGGUUGCCAGAAUGGCGGAUCCUCAUGUGAAGGCUCAGCUCCUCCUUCAAGCGCAUUUGUCCAGGAUCCAGCUCGGUCCCGAAUUGCAGAAGGAUACCGAACUGGUACUCGGAAAAGCGGUAAGGCUUAUCCAGGCCUGUGUCGACGUACUGAGUUCUUCGGGAUGGCUGGCACCAGCCGUUGCAGCUAUGGAGCUGGCGCAGAUGGUGACGCAGGCGAUGUGGUCCAAAGAUUCGUAUUUGAAACAGCUGCCGCAUUUCACAACGGAGACUAUAAAACGAUGCACCGAAAAAGGCGUGGAGACCGUCUUUGACGUUAUGGAGCUGGAGGAUGAGGACAGAAACAGACUCCUGCAGUUAACGGACGUUCAGAUGGCGGAUGUCGCCAAGUUCUGUAAUCGUUAUCCAAACAUUGAGAUGGCUUACGAGGUGCAGGACAAAGACAGGCUGCGCAGCGGUGGCACGGUCAACGUUGUCGUCCAGUUGGAAAGAGAGGACGAGGUGACAGGCCCCGUCGUCGCACCGUUCUUCCCUCAAAAACGGGAAGAGGGAUGGUGGGUCGUCAUCGGUGAUCCGAAGAGCAACUCCUUGCUUUCGAUUAAGAGGCUUUCCCUCCAGCAAAAGGCUAGGGUUAAGCUAGAUUUCGUCGCUCCGACACCAGGUCAACAUUCCUACACCCUGUAUUUCAUGAGCGACGCUUAUUUAGGCUGCGAUCAGGAGUACAAAUUUACAAUAAACGUCGGGGAGUACGAGUCGGACGUCAGUUCCUCGUCAGAGUCAGACUAGCUUGAAAUCUGAUCUCUCUGUAAGAUAAUGCCUGAAUAAUAAUAUCGGACCACGAAGCAUCAACUCGAUCGCCCAAGGACUCGCAACGUACCGAAGAAUUGCUUUUACAAAACGUGCUGACUUCGGGUGACAUACGAAUUUAAGAAUUUUCUGUUCACCUGUCGAAAACAAACCAAAGUUGCGUUGAAAAUGCGAGAAAUGUGGUGCGUUCUAUAAAUACACGAAUAAAACGAGUACAUGAUGUAGCUUCUGUAUUUUUAUUAAGAUUAUCAGUAAUAUUUUUACCUUCAUAGUCAUCGUCAUCAUCAUCGUCAUUACUAUUACCAUUAUUAUAAUAUAAAAAUGCGAAAUGAAAUAAAAUAAUUAUGCCAAUA
Molecule: messenger RNA, 6898 nt
Organism: Athalia rosae (coleseed sawfly)
Lineage: Eukaryota; Metazoa; Arthropoda; Insecta; Hymenoptera; Athaliidae
Gene: l(3)72Ab
Product: putative U5 small nuclear ribonucleoprotein 200 kDa helicase
Exons: 6
Coding region: 117-6524 (2135 amino acids)
Cellular component (GO): nucleus
Molecular function (GO): ATP hydrolysis activity; ATP binding; nucleic acid binding
Source: RefSeq, a predicted model, not a curated record